Trematomus bernacchii (emerald rockcod) is the source of this 1627-nucleotide messenger RNA. RefSeq names its product cholinergic receptor, nicotinic, alpha 10a (gene chrna10a). The transcript is spliced from 5 exons. Gene Ontology annotation, biological process: nervous system process; chemical synaptic transmission; signal transduction. Gene Ontology annotation, cellular component: synapse; neuron projection; postsynaptic membrane. Lineage: Eukaryota; Metazoa; Chordata; Actinopteri; Perciformes; Nototheniidae. Gene Ontology annotation, molecular function: transmembrane signaling receptor activity; acetylcholine-gated monoatomic cation-selective channel activity. The record is from RefSeq and is a predicted model, not a curated record. Bases 1 to 1596 code for a protein of 531 amino acids.
AUGAAACGAUGGAGAAUCCAAACGUUAUUCUGCUUGCUUCUGUGUGUCAGUAUUUUACCAACCUGUUGGUGUGCUCAGGGAAAAUACGCCCAGAAGCUCCUGAAUGAUUUAUUCACAAACUACACUAGUGCGCUGAGGCCUGUGAAUGACACUAACACCAUACUGAAUGUGACCCUGCAGAUCACACUGUCACAAAUUAUCGACAUGGAUGAGCGAAACCAAAUUUUGACUGCGUAUUUAUGGAUACGGCAAGUGUGGGUUGAUUCACACGUUCAAUGGAAUAAAGAUGAUUACGAUGGACUCGAUACCAUCCGCAUACCUGGUAGUUAUGUAUGGAGACCUGAUAUUGUCCUAUAUAACAAUGCGGAUGACCAUUUCAAAGGCUCCAUGGACACCAAUGUAGUGAUCCGGCAUGAUGGCCAGAUCAUGUGGGAUUCCCCUGCUAUCACAAAGAGCUCCUGCAAAGUGGACGUGUCCUACUUCCCCUUCGAUUCUCAGCAGUGCAGGUUCACAUAUGGCUCCUGGACAUACAACGGCAACCAGGUGGACAUCCUGAACGCCAUGGAGAGCGCUGACCUGGCCGACCUGGUGGAUAAUGUGGAAUGGGAGGUGUUGGGUAUGCCGGCCAAGAAGAACAUUAUUCAGUAUGGCUGCUGUGCUGAUCCUUACCCUGAUGUGACCUACACACUGAAACUACAGAGAAGAGCUUCAUUUUAUGUCUUUAACCUCCUUAUACCAUGUGUAAUGAUCUCUUUUCUGGCUCCACUGGGCUUUUACCUGCCUGCUGAUUCUGGAGAGAAGGUGUCUUUGGGUGUCACUGUUAUGCUGGCACUCACUGUCUUUCAGCUGUUGGUGGCAGAGAUCAUGCCACCCUCUGAGAAUGUGCCACUUAUUGGAAAGUACUACAUUGCAACGAUGACCAUGAUCACUGCCUCCACUGCCCUGACCAUCUUCAUCAUGAACAUACACCAUUGUGGCCCGGAUGCCAAGCCUGUUCCCAAGUGGGCCAAGAAGGUCAUUCUGCAGUACUUGGCCAGAAUGUGCUUUGUUUAUGAGGUUGGGGAGAACUGCUUGUCACCACAGCCCGAGAAGCAGGAGCCUCCACAUGUAAAGAACACCAACUGCACCAUGAAUGGUCAGGCAGGACCAGGCAGAGAGGAGUGUGUCUGCAAACUGGACAGAGGACAAGAGACAGUGGGCUCCAUGACCACAGAGGAGAGGGAGGACAUGGAUCAGAUGAUGAGCCCAGGUGGCUCCAUCGGGAAAAACCCAACCAACAACUACUGCACUUGGAAGAAUGGUAUUUUCAUGAGCAUGGACUGUGGAGAUUCUCAGGGUCAGAGGAGAUGCCGGAAGGGGGGUGUGAGUGAUGGAGAGAGAAAAGACAGAGAGGUUUCCUGCGACAGUCAAAGCAACGAGAGGCAACUAAUGCGUAACAUCGAGUACAUAGCCAACUGUUACAGGGAUCAGAGGGCGACACAGAAAAGGACUGGGGAGUGGAAGAAAGUAGCCAAAGUUUUAGAUCGCUUUUUCAUGUGGAUAUUUUUCAUUAUGGUGUUUUUAAUGAGCCUUCUCAUCAUGGGCAAAGCCAUCUAACUGAAGACUGGAGAAGCUAGACUUAAUGAAA